AUGAGCCCGGCAGAAAAUACAAAGGAUAUCCUCGUGAUAUAUGAGCAAGAAGCAGAAGAGUGGGCUCUGUAUUUAAAAUCUCUUUUUGGACUCAUAGUGGACAAAGAAGGAAUCUUACUCUAUGAUCUAGAAAAUUCAUCUUUCAAGCACCAAGAGCUACUCUGUUUACUGUCUUAUAAAUGUAAACUCCUGAUACUCUCAUGUGGACUUCUUAACUGCCUGAAUCAAAGGACAAGUUAUUUUCUGGAACAAGUUCUAAAACCUCUGGAUAAUGUGGUAAUUCUGCUUUGUGGAGUGGAGAAUUCAGAGAUUCUUUAUGAGAUACUGACCUUAGCUGGUGGCAGCAAAGAGAUUUCUACUGAUCAGAAGCCUGAGGAAUACAUUUCUGUUGUUAAAGAAAUUCUUCAACCAGAUAAACCAUGGGAUGAAAAUCCUGGAGAUUCUGUGUCUUACAUCUAUGAAGCAGUUCUUGCAGAUGAUCACCAGACUAUCUCUGAUAUUAACUUGUCAGAUGCCAGGGGAGCAUCAGAAGAAACAGACCUCACUUUUAAAACAGAGGUACUUUCUGAAACAUCAGAAAGUGAUGAGCAGUCAAUAUUGGUGCUUCCGAGAAGAAUAUCAUGUGAGAACCCUGGUGAAAUAUUCAUUCUGUUGAAAGAGGAAAUAGAUGAAGAAACUCUAGAAGUGGAAUUCAUAACAGAUAAUCAACAAAUUAGAAUGCAGACAGCCUCUUGGAACAAGAAGGUCAAAUAUGUGAAAGCCCUAGAUUUUCCUGCUGGUCCUGUAUAUGUAAAUGUCUACUGUGGGGGAGUCAUUAAGAGGACAGCACAGAUUGAAUACUAUACUGCACUAGAGGAAAUUGAACCCAUUUUGAAGAAAGUGGCUGACCCAAUAGCUUUCACUUGUCAGGCAUUGAAAUUUUCUUCUGUAGAGAAGGUAGACAAUGUUCUGACUUCAUUACUGAGAAACAAAAUAUCUACUUAUGAAUUCAGCCUACUCCAAAGUGAAGAAGAGCACCAUCACCAAGCUAAUAGCCCUUUGGAAGAAUUUCCUACCCUGCUUCACUGUGCCGCCAGAUUUGGCUUGAAGAAACUUGCAGCAUUUCUACUCAGUUGUCCUGAGGCCACACGGGCUUGCAAAAUUACCAAUAAAUAUGGAGAUGAUCCAGAGAGUAUUGCAACGAAGCAUGGGCACAAGGAAUUAAGAAAAUUAAUCCAAGAAUUGUCAAACAAUGCAGCAAGUGAUUUCACUAAUUGCAAGGAGGAAGAGAGUGACACUUAUGAGCUUAUGUUAGGCUCAGAAGCUCCACCAGGCAUGGGUAAGUCGUCCAAGCAGAACUCAAGAGAUCAAUAUGCAGUUGGAUUGAGAUGCCAACAAGAAUUUGAGGUGGAUGAGGAAAAGAAGGAUGACCUAAAAGACAGCAGAGAGGAGACAGAAGAUGAAGAUGAAGAGGAUUCAUACAGCCCUCACAACAGUCCUGGCAGUUUGUAUGUCAAUGUAAGGGAUGAGCUCAAAGAGAGCAGGAGAGAUUGCUUUUUCUGCAAGAGGCCACCCCCUCCUCCCCCUCGAAAUCUGCCUGGCAUCCAAAGACAGGACAAUCUGAAGAAUUCAUCACAAGAGAGGACUUUUGUGAUGGACAGGAGUAAAAGAGAGCAGAGUGAUGGACUCCCAACCACAUGCUGUGGAGAAGACCAGGGUUCCUGUGAGGAGGACAGCGAGGAGGAGCACCCCUACACUUGUGUGGCACAGGAUGAAGGAGUGUACGACCUCAUCCUGGGGCAGGAGGAGCAGGAGGAGGAGAAAAGGAGGCACUGCAGGUCCUUCAUCAUGAACAGACCGCCAGCCCCUGCGCCCCGGCCCGCAUGCUCGCUGGUCAGGGAGGAGAACACUCCCUACAUUGUACAAGUGUUCCAGCAGAAGGCCUGUCGAGUGACCAGUGACAACAGCAGGACAUACUGCGAGGCCAGGAGCCCUGGUACUGUAGAAGCACACAGAGGUCGCACUGAGACAGUAACUUACAGCACUGUGGUACACAAGAUGCCUUCUGAGCAGGAAGAACUCAUCCACUUACAGAAACAGGUGAAAAAUGGGGCAAUUUCUGUGGAUGAAGCCCUUGACAGGUUUAAACAGUGGCAGAACAAAAAGCAGAGACUACCAUCCACUCAACAGGAAAAAGUUCAUCACCUGAGAGACACCACUAUCAGAAACAGACAAGAAAAUGAAAACCUCAAUGUUUCUAAGGAAAGCAGAGUAGAGAGCAUUCAUUUGAGAGACAUUUUGUUUCACGUGUCAUUUAGUAAAGUGUCUACAACUAGGAGCCCCACAGACCAGGAACAGAUGCCUAAUUACCCAAGUGUGACUCUCCAGCCAGCUGCACACCAGUUUCCUCUGCUUGGCAUCCCACACAUGUUCCAGCUGUGCCCUGACAGCCUCAGGCUCCAUCCUACUGUGACACCUCCAUGGGAUCAUUGCUGCACUUCCUUGGAUCCUCUUGCCAGGGCCAGCUCUGGAAGAAGACCAGUAUCACUAAAGGAAAUGAAUAAGGUUUCUUGUAAAGUCAUCACUGAAUUUUACACCUUUUUCUGUGCUUUUUUUUUUUUUCCAAGAUGACAGCUGACAAUUUAUAUAAAGAUGUAUUGGAUGCUUUGGUUAAUAAUUUUUGAACUCAUUUCAGUUUUUCCAUUGUGCUUGAUAAGUUGUUUAAAAGUA
Molecule: messenger RNA, 2709 nt
Organism: Melospiza georgiana
Lineage: Eukaryota; Metazoa; Chordata; Aves; Passeriformes; Passerellidae
Gene: BANK1
Product: B cell scaffold protein with ankyrin repeats 1
Exons: 17
Coding region: 1-2610 (869 amino acids)
Biological process (GO): signal transduction; negative regulation of B cell activation; B cell activation
Molecular function (GO): signaling receptor binding; protein tyrosine kinase binding
Source: RefSeq, a predicted model, not a curated record